This is a messenger RNA of Suillus discolor, 1090 nucleotides long. RefSeq lists its product as uncharacterized. NCBI's taxonomy places the organism in Eukaryota, Fungi, Basidiomycota, Agaricomycetes, Boletales, Suillaceae. The transcript has 11 exons. The coding region runs from base 359 to 1090 and encodes 243 amino acids. The record is from RefSeq and is a predicted model, not a curated record.
ACCGGCCAUCUCUAGUAAACAUGCGGGUUAUCAAGUUCGUGUCACCAGCCAACACCCGUCGUCGUCAGCUCAAUGACAGGCAUCUUCGACCUUGUCUUCCUCAUCAGAUAUGUCAGCGCUCGUGUAUGAGAAUAUCGGCAUGUCAGGCAGAGGGGAGGGUUAUGCUUACCUGCUGCAUCCGCUGUUAUAGCAUGAUACGCAGAAGGGAGCAGCAGAGGGAAAAUAUGCGGCGUGGAUUGGGAGUAUCAUUUCGGAUGGUGCCCACAGCUGAUGUCUUCCGCCACGCAUCUUUUCCCGUGUCCAUUUCAUAAAGUGGACUCAACAGUCCAUCCGUCCGGCUUACGAAGGCAGUCGCAGGAUGGCCCAACUGCAAAGCGAUACGCUGAUCGCCAACACUGUUCGAUUUCUUGUGUUCCGAAUUCUUGUUAUAGGAAAGACUGGCGUUGACCAGUCAUCACUGAUCAACCACGUAUUUGGAGCGGACGAAACGGCGGAAAACACGAUCAUUGCGCGCGAUAAGCCAGGCGAAGCCAGCAUCGACCAUGAGUUCAUCUCACCGCAGAACGACAGAUUCAUUGACCAUCGGAGGGACAUGUCUCCACAACAUCAGUUGCAUGCUGUUUGGCUUUGUUUUCAAAUACCCCGUGCAAGUGCACAUUUGCUAGAGACGGGAGCAGAGGAAUUCCUCACAUUGAAACGUGAUGGAACGCUGGGAAACACGACAAAUUCAUACAAGAACUCGCAAAGAACAAAGCAGAAGCCGAGGUACUCUAGUGUGUACCAAUACCCUGACGGGUUCAUGCGUGCCUCUGAAAUGGAGACCCUUGCCCACCUGAUCCAGAUAACUGAAAACUGCGUCGGUCAGCAUUCUACGCCCGAGGCUGUGAUGAUGACCUCCAUCGCUCGGCGAGUACAUCCUAUACUCAAAAUAAAAGCAUUAAUUAAGGCUGGUAAGAAAAGAUAUCGUCAAGCGCUUGUGUCAUGCCCAACGUUCAAGAACCGCAAGAUCCAAGUGUUCAGCGCAAUGAUGAUGAACAUGGUCGAUAAGAUAGACGUUGGACCGACAGCUGAUCCCACCAAGACCGCGUAA